Brassica napus (rape) is the source of this 1025-nucleotide messenger RNA. RefSeq lists its product as uncharacterized. The transcript has 3 exons. The record is from RefSeq and is a predicted model, not a curated record. Bases 211 to 891 code for a protein of 226 amino acids. Lineage: Eukaryota; Viridiplantae; Streptophyta; Magnoliopsida; Brassicales; Brassicaceae.
AUAAACAGAGGCCCAACUAAAAUAUGUUACGUGGCGGAUAACAAACUAGCGUAUGACUAGUGCCUUGCACAGUAGAGUGUCAACAGGAAAAAGGAGGGAACUCAUAACUGCUUCAUCCUUUUUCUUCUUACAUUUUGUUAUUAUUUGCAUCUUUUUCACUAUAAAUCCGCAAAAAGAAUAUCAUAGUACGAGAAAAAAAUAGCAAGUCUGAUGGAGACGAUGGAGCAACAAAGAUAUUCACUCUCUUCAUUGCCUAUGCUCUCUAGGCUUGAGCAUUUGGACUUCGUUGUAAAUCGCUCUAUUACCUUUGAACUUUAUGUUAAAAGAUGGUUUACUUUUGUGAUGGAUUUACUUUUCAUUACAUUGUUCCGACUACGAUCUGUAUUGUUUCUCAUGCAGAUAAAGAACUUAGAAAGACAACAGAACCUUCCGAAAUGGAAAGAUGAAAGUGCAUCUACUACACGCGGAUUAAUCGAUAGAAGCGCGGCUGUCAGAGAAGCUUAUUUCAAAGGAUCAUUACUAGAUAGAAUUGCAGCAUUGGAGACCAGACUUUUUCAGAUAUGUUUGGAAUUGGAAUCGAGCAGUGCAUCUUCUACUUCAACUGGAGGGUCCGGUGAAACAUCAAGCCAAAGGAUUAAGAGAGAUUUGACAAAGACAUUACCCAUUUUCAGUAGCAACAUUAAUCCUUUUCAUAUUCCCUUACAGCAUUCACUAGACCCUCGGGAAACAGAAGAGAAGAUUGAAGAAGAGGAGAAGGAAGAGGAAGAGGAAGUGAUAAAUAUUGAGAAACCAUCGCUGGAGAAGAAGGAUGCUAAUGAAACUUGCAAACCAAACAAGAAGAAGACAAAAUCUUCCAAGAAAUGGUCCUGGUUUAACUUAUUGGGUUGCUAAUUUUUUUUUUUAUUGUUUGUACUAUGCAGUAUUUCAUAUUUCGUUUUAAACCUAAGUUUUCCUUCUAAACUAUGCAAUCCAUCAAACUUAGAAUUAAUUAAAAAUUUUGCUUAACAUAUUUACUUAUUUAGCAA